CACUCCCGGACACUGAGUCCAGAGCCUCACCCACGCAUGCGCCGCGGGUUCAGCAUCCUCUGCGCUGACCAGCUCAGCGGAAUUAACCACACAGCAGCUACCAGACGAACGUUCUCUCCUCUUUUUUCUAGUAAGUGUGCCCGGAGUUUUUAUUCGUCUAAAUUAUUAUUUAAGCAGCGCAUGAUUUUUGAUGUUGUGUGCAUUAAUAAUUAAACGGAAUUGCUAGUUUAUUAAAUUAUCUAGGAGAUAUUCGGGAAAACUUCCGUUAGGUUGUUUUUUUUUACUAAUCUUAUACUUUUCCUACAUAGUGCAUGAUUGAAAUUCAUAAUCCGACUUCCUAAUUUAUACGUUUUUUUGGGAGGUGAAAAAAGUUACGAUUUUUUUCGCAUUCAUGGUAGGCUAUACAAUCAAUGCAAUGCGAUUGCUUUUCGAUGUUAUGCUCAGCACGCUCACAGGCUACCAUAGGCUACCUCAUGAGAAUGUGCGUGGGACGGGUGCCAAGGACCACACCCAUUUAGGCUGGGUCUCUGGGGGGAUGUGCUUAGUGUCUGUGCUGUAAGGGACGGGACACAAGGGCCAUUAGGGAGAAAGCAGAGGAAAGAAAAGUAAAUCACAUAAACAACAGGUGCUGUAGCUAAUGAUCAAAAUAAAAAUAAAUGUUGUCCCUUAUAAUGCACCAUGAAGAAUGUGACUACUUUGCAAUAGUUAUUGUUCUGAUGUCAGGAAUUGGAUGUUAAUACAGCAGCAUUGCUUUAACAGUGUUCGACAACGUUCCGUUUUCUACAUGAUGUAUUGCCUUUGUAUAGCAGGUGCAGGCUGCCAGUACUGUGACUGCUGCAGGGUAUUGGUCAGUGGAGCUGCAGACGACUGGUCAGUGGGUGUCUGUCUGGCCUGCCUGUCUGUCUGUCUGUCUGUCUGUCUGUCUGUCUGUCUGUCUGUCUGUUUGGGUGAGCAGGACAGGAGGAGCCAUGGCUAACAGGGGACCAAGCUACGGCCUGAGCAAGGAGGUGCAGGAAAAGAUAGAGCUGAAGUAUGAUCUGGACCUGGAGGCCCGGCUGGUGGACUGGAUCGUAGCUCAGUGUGGGGGGAACAUGGAGAGACCACAGCCAAGCAGACAGAACUUCCAGACCUGGCUGAUGGAUGGAACAAUUCUCUGUAGGCUCAUCAAUAGCCUGUACCCGCGUGGUAAUGAGCCCAUCAAGAAGAUUCUGGAGACCCAGAUGGCCUUUAAGCAGAUGGAGAAGAUCUCCCAGUUCCUGCAGGCUGCCGAGGCCUACGGAGUACUCACCACAGACAUCUUCCAGACCGUGGACCUGUGGGAAGGGCAGGACAUGGCUGCGGUGCAGAGAACCUUGAUGGCCCUAGGAAGUGUUGCCCUCACCAAGGACGAUGGACAUUACCGUGGCGACCGAGACUGGUUCCACAGGAAAGCUCAGGGUUACCGGCGGGAGUUCUCUGAGGACCAGCUUCGUCAGGGCCAGAGUCUGAUUGGUCUACAGAUGGGCAGCAACCGUGGGGCUUCGCAGUCCGGCAUGACGGGCUACGGAUUGCACCGCCAGAUCAUGUAGAGACACAAGCCAGCUGCCCAGCCAGCUGCCAGCCACUCCCUUAGCCUGGCGGUGUACUCCAGUUACUGGACCUCCAGAAGAGAGCUCCACCACAUUCCCUGAACCUCAUGAAAUGACCCAACCCCUUUUUCCCCUUCCCCAGCAACACCAGCCAUACAUACAUACAUACAUACAUACAUACAUACAUACAUACAUACAUACAUACAUACAUACAUAUGGUUCUGCUCUCUCCAUCCAUAUGGUUCUGCUCUCUCCAUCCAUAUGGUCCUGCUCUCUCCAUCCAUAUAGUCCUGCUCUCUCCAUCCAUAUAGUCCUGCUCUCUCCAUCCAUAUGGUUCUGCUCUCUCCAUCCAUAUGGUUCUGCUCUCUCCAUCCAUAUGGUUCUGCUCUCUCCAUCCAUAUGGUCCUGCUCUCUCCAUCCAUAUGGUCCUGCUCUCUCCAUCCAUAUAGUCCUGCUCUCUCCAUCCAUAUGGUCCUGCUCUCUCCAUCCAUAUGGUUCUGCUCUCUCCAUCCAUAUGGUUCUGCUCUCUCCAUCCAUAUGGUUCUGCUCUCUCCAUCCAUAUGGUUCUGCUCUCUCCAUCCAUAUAGUCCUGCUCUCUCCAUCCAUAUAGUCCUGCUCUCUCCAUCCAUAUGGUUCUGCUCUCUCCAUCCAUAUGGUUCUGCUCUCUCCAUCCAUAUGGUCCUGCUCUCUCCAUCCAUAUGGUCCUGCUCUCUCCAUCCAUAUGGUUCUGCUCUCUCCAUCCAUAUGGUCCUGCUCUCUCCAUCCAUACGGUCCUGCUCUCUCCAUCCAUACGGUCCUGCUCUCUCCAUCCAUACGGUCCUGCUCUCUCCAUCCAUACGGUCCUGCUCUCUCCAUCCAUACGGUCCCGCUCUCUCCAUCCAUACGGUCCCGCUCUCUCCAUCCAUACGGUCCCGCUCUCUCCAUCCAUACGGUCCCGCUCUCUCCAUCCAUACGGUCCCGCUCUCUC
Messenger RNA from Oncorhynchus keta (chum salmon), 2535 nucleotides. RefSeq names its product transgelin-3-like. The coding region runs from base 969 to 1568 and encodes 199 amino acids. NCBI's taxonomy places the organism in Eukaryota, Metazoa, Chordata, Actinopteri, Salmoniformes, Salmonidae. Gene Ontology annotation, molecular function: protein binding. The transcript is spliced from 4 exons. The record is from RefSeq and is a predicted model, not a curated record.